Messenger RNA from Tuber melanosporum (Perigord truffle), 1472 nucleotides. RefSeq lists its product as uncharacterized. Bases 498 to 1214 code for a protein of 238 amino acids. NCBI's taxonomy places the organism in Eukaryota, Fungi, Ascomycota, Pezizomycetes, Pezizales, Tuberaceae. The transcript is spliced from 3 exons. The record is from RefSeq and is a predicted model, not a curated record.
CAACUCACGAUACCCUCGCACACCUUCAUACCACACUAUACAGGAAAGAAGAAGCGGAAGGGGGGAGUAAUAAAAAAAUAAAGAAAAAAUAAAGAAAAAUGCCCCAUACACUUGCACAACUAGAAGCUUGGAUAAUCAAGCGCUCAUACGAGGUCGGUUUCGGCGAUAACGGUACCUUUCUUGGAAAGAAAGUAUUAUUACAAAAGUUGCAACGAGAUAGGCUCAAGCACGGCUUCGCUACCUUCACGGAUGAGGAGACAAAGGUGGUCUUGGCAAAGCUGUGCACCCAGGGACUCGCAAUGAGGUUAAAUGAGGAAGGUGCAGCCCGGGCUCGCGACUUGAGAGAUCCUGAGGACAGGAAUGGGACUGCGAACGGGACUCCGAAAGGCACCCCGAACGGGGCUGCGAAUGGCACCGCUGGACCCGCAAAAGGGAGCAGCCCUUCUGCAACACCCAGUGCUACCCCGGCUCCCCACAACAGAUGGGACGUACCGCCCAUGCCUACCGCUUCCAAGAGUGUUAGUCCCGAUUUCUUUGACGCCAUCAGCGAACCGGUUGAGGUCCGUCCCUUGGAGCCAAACUCGAGCGAAGCCACGAGAAGCCAGUCUCCAAGUCUUCCCUACUGCGCCCAACACAAUAUCACCACCUCACUACAAUCCAUUCUCGAAGGCGCCUGCUUCAAGUUUGCCAAGUGCCACGUCCCGGAGCUGCUCGCUCGGAAACGAUGGACUUGUGCUCACUCGGCAGAACUUUCCAUGUGGACAAAGGAGCUGUCAAAAACAUUCGAGCAGAAAUCACCUACCAUUCGGCUCGACAAGAUUGGUGGCACAGCUCAGCUCCCCCUACUGCUAAAGAGUCUCGACGACCUUCGCCACAGUGCUGUUCAUCGAAUACCUGUUUCACCCGACAAGCUAAUUCUAUUCAUCCAUGCCUCACUGCAAGUGGCCGAGAUUCUGGGUGAUGAGGAGAAGCAGACGGCCAUCAAAGCUAUCUUGUGUGCCGUCAAUACUGCUCUCAACAAACGGAAGGUGGAAAAGCAAAAAAUUGAGGAUGCCUUGUCUGACCAACUUCAAAGCAUCGAACUUCAAAAGAAAAAGCUAGACAAGGAAGCCAAGGAGGCCAAAAAGCAAGCCGAAGAACUGACUAGCCUGCUGGACGAUGAAUUGGGAGACACCAUAUCCCGAGAGCUACCUGUAGGCAUAAUCUCGCAUUAGCCGACCAAUAUCUCUGCUUCAUAAGGCCUCUCGCAUUCAAGACACACCUACCCGGCGGCCAUGUCAGAGAAUAUCUGGUGCUAGCCAGGCUAACAAUGGUGGACAUGUAUCGAGACAUGAAGCGUUGUAGGUGUCGAUGACAUGCGCACAAAGAAACACCUGGCAGAGUUUAUCAUCAAUAUCUGAGUAAUGAAAAUUUGGCAAGCGGGCAGGUUCUCAUGUAAUAAAAUCCUUCGGUUAUUGAUCCCUUUGUUCUAU